GAUCUCUUUCCGCUCUGACAAAAAAAGUCGAGUUCGGAAUACGGCGAGCCCAGAGACAUUCAGGAUGAGAUUGUCAUAUGGGAAGGGACAAAUCAUACGUCUUCGAUGCUUGAACACUUCAAAACUUUACAUAGAUGUAAUUCUGUUGAAGUUGAAGCCAGUAAGGGCACUCCCAUGAGCUCAUGUUGACAGCUCGGCAUUUCCGGUCUGAUGCGAUCUAUGCCUAUCAAAUGCCCCGAGGCUCCUCUGCCGCAAGCCCCUCCUGACACGGAUGACGAAGUACAUCAUAAUCGGAGUUUUAGGAAACCAGUUACUUGCUAGGACUUGUGUAUUGAAUCACGUGAAUCUCAGGAGACAACUCGUAAGAAUCGUCCAUUCGCCGACGCCAUCGACAUAUUCGGUCCUUCCGAUGAAGUGCGAUUCGACGCCAUGGCUUCUCAACAUAGGACUUCCCACGAGGUCUAAAGUAAUUCCGUACUUCAUAUGACUAGAAUAUAUCUCGCUGAUCCCGGUUGCGGCGUAUGGUGAUCAGACGAGACUUUGUUCUUCAUGGCGGGAGUCCCGUUCUCGUGAGUUGAAGUACUUGUUUAAAAGAAGGGGUUUAUCGUGGCAUUAUGGCGAUAACUCACGCUUGAAGUCAAUAAAAAGUCUUCACUCAUCCUUUGCAAUGUCCAGACUGUCUUCCGUUCUUUUCAUCGCUUUGGCUUCGCCCUUGACCGCCUUGCCGGAGCCCAUCAAUUCCAAGUUUCAGAAACAAGGGCCAUGUUCUGGGAACACACCUACUACUCGAGAUCAAUGGUGUGGAUUUGAUAUCCACAGUGAUUACUACUCGGUUGUUCCUGAUACUGGUGUGACGAGAGAAUACUGGCUUGAAAUCAGCGAGAUAACCUUUGCUCCGGAUGGAGUUCCCAGAUUCGCCCAAGCUAUCAACGGAACGAUACCAGGGCCAACUAUAUUUGCCGACUGGGGUGAUAAUGUUGUCGUUCACAUGACAAGUAAUCUGAAGACUUCAUCCAACGGCUCAUCCUUUCACUUCCAUGGCACCCAUCAAAAUUACACGAACCCACACGAUGGAGUUGUUGCUAUUACCCAGUGCCCUGUUGCACCAGGAUCCUCAGUAACAUACAGAUGGCGUGCGACCCAGUAUGGUACCUCGUGGUAUCAUUCUCAUUUUGGGCUCCAGACUUAUGAUGGUGUUUAUGGUGGUUUGAUUAUCCGUGGUCCCGCAAGCGCUAACUAUGAGGAGGAUGUUGGGACUAUCAUGCUCAGUGACUGGUCGCACAAGACCGUCAAUCAACUUUUACAUGAUGUCCAGCGAGAGGGUCCUGCACUAAUGGAUAAUGUUCUAAUCAAUGGCACUAAUGUUUAUGGAAAUGACACCGAUAAGAACCAGACGGGAGAGAGAUUCAGAUUGGACUUUGAAGAGGGCAAAACAUAUCGCCUACGUCUCAUCAACACUGGCAUUGAUACGCUAUAUAAGUUUUCCAUCGAUCAUCAUACUCUCAAAGUUAUUGCGGUGGACUUUGUAUCAGUUGAGCCCUAUGAAACCGACCACAUCAGCCUCGCAAUUGGUGAACGCAUGGAUAUUCUUGUCACAGCAAACCAAGCUUCAAGGGCAUCGUCAUUUUGGCUUCGCGCUAUCCCUCAACUUGACUGCACCAGAAACGUCAACCCUCAAAAUGCGCUCGGUAUUGUAUCUUAUGCAUCGAACAGCACUACGCCAACGACGAAAGGACGCAAGCACGAGGAUCAUUGCCAAGACGAGCCUUACGAGAGCAUUGUACCUGUCGUUCCUCGCAAUGUUGGACCUCCCGAAAUGGAAGUCAUACAGCACGCCAACCGCUCUUGGAACUCAGACGGCAUCAUCAAAUGGGCGCUCAACAGCACCACCAUGAUCGCAGAAUGGGGCGAACCCUCCCUCCUUAAGCUCAAUAACAGCGCCUCAUUCACCAAGUUUAAUGCUGUCAUUCGCGUUCCCAAAAGGGAUGUCUGGGUUUACCUUGCUAUCGAGACAGAACAGGAUAUCUCUCAUCCUAUCCACCUUCACGGAUUCGAUUUUCAGAUUCUCGCUCAAGGCCCUGGUCCAUACAAUCCAAAUGUCACCCUCAACACAGAAAACCCGCCACGCCGUGACACUGCUCUUCUGCCUGCCAAAGGACACCUUGUAAUCGCAUUUCUCACUGACAAUCCAGGUGUGUGGCUCAUGCACUGCCAUAUAGGUUGGCACGCUGCUGAAGGCUUCUCGCUACAAUUUAUUGUCCGAGAAGACGAAAUCCCAAGCCUCGUGUCGGACCAUGAAUACAAGGAUAUCGAAGAAGGUUGCAGAGCAUGGAAUGACUUCUCACACAAGAUGAAGAUGGAGCAGGACGACUCGGGUAUCUGAUCAAUUAUUAUGAUAUUGUCACAGUUACAUAAUGUAAUCGAAUUCAUAGACCCCUAUAGACCAUAUACGAAUUGCUCAUGUUGCAAGACGUCGCUCCGUCACUCAUAUUCAGUGUUUCCAUGUUACACCUUCGAUCUCGGGCAACCUUUGCCUAUAUGGAAACUGAAUUAGGCAUUAACCUGUCUAGAAAUGAUGCCCAUUCCCAUCACGCUAAUUCCCCAUAUCAUUUUGUUCCUUAGACUCCAUUCCAGUUCGGUAAAAAAAAAACAAAAAAAACAUAAGCAUCCUCAUCGCUUGUAGGGGUAUCUAAGCAUGUUCGGAGAUAAACAUAUAAUUCGCAACAAUCCCGUCGUCGAUUCCCCAUUUUCAACGCCAAUGUCCCAUAGUAUAAUUAUACUGAUUCUCAGUCAGCAAGGUCUUCAUCCACUAGAAUCUCCAGGAAGGACGAGCCUGGGUGGGAUUCUCCGCAACAGGGGCAGAUACCCUCCUCGUCGCUGUCCCAAUCGACAUCGCUAAUCUCGUAUCCACUAGAGCGAGAAAACUGGACCCAAUCCCGCUUCUCCAUGUCUCUAGAGACCGGCACUCGUUUCCAUAUGACUGAUUCUUCGUCGCGGUUUGAAGUUGGGUGGCCCUCUUCAGUCGGGGCAGGAGGCAAAGCGCCAAGCCUGACAUGGCUGUGGGAGUGGCCAUGAACAGUAUCCGAAUCGUUUUCACUGUCUUCAUCGUCGUCAUCCUUGGGCUUCCACGCCCGAAUCACCCGAGCACACCAUUUCUUGCCAGAGAGAGGUUGGAGAUGCCUAGAGUGAGCCAUAUAGGAAGCCGGGCCAUCAAGAUACAAACCUUCGUCUUUGAGCAUGCCGCUCAUUUCGGCAGAUGCCUUCAUUCCAGUAUCAUCAAAUGGCAUACCCGUGACUUGGAGUUCAUUCAGGGUGCAGCCGAGUUCAUGAGAGCAAAUAUCGUGAAGUUCGGAUCCGGAGAAGGGGAGAAGAGUGUCGGAGAAAUUCACCAGGUCAAGGCGCAGAGACACAAGAGAUGGCAGCAUUCGUGGUCGUGGCUGCUUCCUGUUUCGGUAAAUCGGAUCGAAGGGUGCACGAAGCCCCUCGAGAAAGUCGACAAUCUGGUUCCAAGUGUAGCACCGGAAGCCACCACGAAUGAGAGGAGACUCGGUUGGGCGUUGCUGAACUUUCAAGACGUGGUCCUUCUUUAAAUCGCCAUGAUAACAGCGGUCCAGUUUGUGUCGGCGACAAGGCUGAUCGUCAUAGUAUCGUGCAAUAACACGAAAGGUGAUAUGGGUGAUACCUUGACGAAAUUUGACGGGAAGCUCGGCAAAGGUACGAACAGCUUGAGGAGUUGUGAAAGUAAAGUUGUUCGACUCCCAGAGGUAUCGAGUACCUUCGACGUGAAGAGCUCUGCAGGUAGCCAGGAAAUUAAUCGCAAUCUGGUUGCCUCGCGUUUUCUCUUUGUCAGACAUGUUCUCAGGUGUAAGGGGGGACAGAGGAUCGACAAUUGGGAAAGGAGAUUUCAUAGCGAACUUCAGAAUACGAAGAAUGACUUCCAUAGGAAGGUAGGGGUGACCAAGCUCCUGAGCGGUCAUAGAAGAUCGGGUCUUGCGCUUCAAAGGAUUGUGUUGAUUCAUAUGGCUCAGAGCGACGGAAGACCAGGAAAUGCCAUUUUCGCGCAGAAUACGCUUAAGUUUCAUGUUCUCUUCGGUAAGAGACUGAUUUGCACGGCGGAGAGGAUGGUUAAAGGCAGCCUUAGCCUGGUCUUCCUUGUCCCUACAUUCCCACGGGUAAGCCGUCUGUAACUUGUCAGCCAGCUCCAAGGAUGAACAUCUUUGAGAUACUAACCGCGGGGGUGUUUGAUGUCAUGGUCACGUUUGGAAAGAUAGUUGACGUAUGCGGAUGGCUAAUUGUAUGAACAGCGUCGCAUAAACGAUCGCAGAACGAUCACAACUUCCAGUCAGCGAGAGUGGACGAGUAACAAAUAUGUUGAUUCGAAGUGAACUGAAGAUGUCGCGAGCUUAGCCGGAAACUAAGACCACGUAUGGGUGGGAUGGUCUUCUACAGUCGAUGGCAAUGGAAAGGGUAGAGUAGAAUAAAAUGUGGAACAAGGUGAAGUAUUUAACCAGACGACCUGGAUAGAGAACAGAAUGCAGAAGUAGGUAGGCUGCAAUCCUGUUGCGCUGGCACUGAAUUAAGUGUUUGUCUCUUUUGCUGUGAUGCGGUCUGGGAAACGAGGAGAGUAGGGUAGUCAAGUGAUUGAAGAGUGGAAAGGGCACAACCGGCUAGGGAAAUGCUAUCCGCUUGUCUCCCGAUGGAUCUGCGAAUUGCAGCUGACAAUAGCAAAGGCGCGACGCCUCUAGUGUCUAUUUGUGCUGGCUUGUUGAAUGCAGAAUUGUCUGGGAUAGAGGAAGAUGAGGGCUGGUGUUGCACGGGAAGUGCGUAGGGAAGUCGCUGGUCG
This is a messenger RNA of Fusarium odoratissimum NRRL 54006, 4843 nucleotides long. RefSeq lists its product as uncharacterized. Gene Ontology annotation, molecular function: oxidoreductase activity; copper ion binding. The coding region runs from base 668 to 2383 and encodes 571 amino acids. NCBI's taxonomy places the organism in Eukaryota, Fungi, Ascomycota, Sordariomycetes, Hypocreales, Nectriaceae. The transcript is spliced from 3 exons. The record is from RefSeq and is a predicted model, not a curated record.